This is a messenger RNA of Jaculus jaculus (lesser Egyptian jerboa), 3913 nucleotides long. RefSeq names its product klotho (gene Kl). Gene Ontology annotation, biological process: carbohydrate metabolic process. The record is from RefSeq and is a predicted model, not a curated record. The transcript is spliced from 5 exons. Bases 1 to 3042 code for a protein of 1013 amino acids. Gene Ontology annotation, molecular function: hydrolase activity, hydrolyzing O-glycosyl compounds. NCBI's taxonomy places the organism in Eukaryota, Metazoa, Chordata, Mammalia, Rodentia, Dipodidae.
AUGCCCGCCCGCGCCCCUGCACCUCGCCCGCCGCGGCUGCCCGCUCGGUUGCCCCUGCUGCUGCUGCUGGUCCUGCGCGCCCGCUGCCUGCGCGCGGAGCCCGGCCAGGGCGCACGGACCUGGGCCCGCUUCGCGCGCGCCCCGGACCCGGAGGCCGCGGGGCUCCUCCACGACACGUUCCCCGACGGCUUCCUCUGGGCCGUGGGCAGCGCCGCCUACCAGACGGAGGGUGGCUGGCGACAGCACGGCAAGGGCGCGUCCAUCUGGGACACGUUCACCCACCAAUCCUGGGCGGCGACCCCCGGCCCCUCGUCGUCGGACUCCCCGCCGCCGCCGCCGUCGUCACCUUCUCCUCCGCCUGCCACGGGAGACGUGGCCAGCGACAGUUACAACAACGUCUUUCGGGACACCGAGGGGCUGCGUGAGCUCGGGGUCACCCACUACCGCUUCUCGAUUUCGUGGGCGCGGGUGCUCCCCAAUGGCAGCGCGGGCGUCCCCAACCGCGAGGGGCUGCGCUACUACCGGCGCCUCCUGGAGCGGCUGCGCGAGCUGGGCGUGCAGCCCGUGGUCACCCUGUACCACUGGGACCUGCCCCAGCGCCUGCAGGACGUCUACGGCGGCUGGGCCAGCCGCGCCCUGGCUGACCACUUCAGGGAUUACGCCGAACUCUGCUUCCGCCACUUUGGAGGUCAGGUCAAGUAUUGGAUCACCAUGGACAACCCCUACGUGGUGGCCUGGCAUGGCUAUGCCACCGGACGCCUGGCCCCGGGCGUCCGGGGGAGCUCCCGGCUUGGGUAUCUGGUGGCACACAACCUUAUUCUGGCUCAUGCAAAAGUCUGGCAUCUCUACAAUACCUCUUUCCGCCCCACUCAAGGAGGCCAGGUGUCCAUUGCCUUAAGCUCCCACUGGAUCAAUCCUCGAAGAAUGACUGAUGAUAACAUCAAACAAUGCCAAAAAUCCCUGGACUUUGUCCUAGGCUGGUUUGCCAAACCCAUAUUUAUUGACGGCGACUAUCCUGAGAGUAUGAAGAGUAACCUUUCAUCUCUUUUGCCUGAUUUUACGGAAUCAGAGAAAAUGUUCAUCAAGGGGACAGCUGACUUUUUUGCUCUUUCCUUUGGACCAACCUUGAGUUUUCAGCUCUUGGAUCCUUACAUGAAGUUCCGCCAAUUAGAAUCUCCCAGCCUGAGGCAGCUCUUGUCCUGGAUUGAUCUGGAAUAUAACCAUCCUCAAAUAUUUAUUGUGGAGAAUGGUUGGUUUGUCUCUGGGACCACCAAAAGAGAUGAUGCCAAAUACAUGUAUUACCUCAAAAAGUUCACCAUGGAGACCUUAAAAGCGAUCAGGCUGGACGGGGUCAGCGUCAUCGGGUACACGGCGUGGUCCCUCCUGGAUGGUUUUGAGUGGCACAGGGGUUAUGACAUCCGACGCGGGCUCUUCUAUGUUGACUUCCUGAGCCGGGACAAGAAGCUGCUGCCGAAGUCUUCGGCCCUGUUCUACCAAAAGCUGAUACAGAGCAAUGGCUUCCCUCCUGUACCUGAAAAUCAGCCCCUGCAGGGGACGUUCCCCUGUGGCUUUGCUUGGGGCGUUGUCGACCACUACAUGCAAGUCGACACCACCCUCUCUCAGUUUACCGACCCUAACGUGUACCUGUGGGAUGUGCAUCACAGUAAGAGGCUCAUCAAGGUGGACGGGCUGGUGGCCCGGAAGAGGAAAUCCUACUGCGUCGAUUUCUCUGCCAUCAGGCCCCAGAUAGCCUUACUCCGGGAGAUGCACGUUUCUCACUACCACUUCUCUCUGGACUGGGCCCUGAUCCUGCCCCUGGGUAACCAGUCCCAGGUGAACCGCACGAUCCUGCACUUCUACCGCUGCGUGGUGGGCGAGCUGGUGCGUGCCAACAUCACCCCGGUGGUGGCCCUGUGGCAGCCUGCGCCCCCGCACCACGGCCUGCCGCCGGCCCUGGCCAGGCAGGGCGCCUGGGAGAACCCGCACACCGCCCUGGCCUUUGCCGAGUACGCCGGCCUGUGUUUCGAGGAACUGGGCCACCGGGUCAAGUUCUGGAUCACCGUGAGCGAGCCGAACACACGGAACAUGACCUAUCGCUCCGGGCACCACCUCCUGAAGGCGCACGCGCUGGCUUGGCGCCUGUAUGAUGAGAAGUUCAGGCACAGCCAGAAAGGCAAGAUCUCCAUAGCCUUGCAGGCAGACUGGAUCGAACCGGCCUGCCCCUUCUCCCAGAAGGACAAGGAAGUGGCCGAGAGAGUGCUGCAAUUUGACAUCGGCUGGCUGGCGGAGCCCAUUUUCGGCUCCGGAGAUUAUCCGGGAGUGAUGAGAGACUGGCUGAGCCAGAGAAGCAAUUUCCUCCUGCCUUACUUCACCGAAGACGAGAAGAGGCUGAUCCGGGGCUCCUUUGACUUUCUGGCUGUCAGUCAUUACACCACCAUCCUCGUCGACUGGGAGAAGGAAGAUCCGCUCAAGUACAACGAUUACCUGGCGGUGCAAGAGAUGACCGACAUCACGUGGCUCAACUCUCCCGGCCAGGUGGCAGUGGUCCCCUGGGGGCUGCGCAAAGUGCUGUCCUGGCUGAGGGCCAGGUACGGAGACCUGCCGGUGUACAUAACAGCCAAUGGCAUUGACGACGAUCCCCACCAAGAGCAAGACCAGUUGAGGGUGUAUUAUGUCCAGAAUUACCUGAAUGAAGCUCUGAAAGCCUCUGUACUUGAUGGUGUUAAUCUCUGUGGCUACUUUGCUUAUUCAUUUACUGAUCGCUCAGCUCCAAACUUUGGCUUUUAUCGUUAUGCUGUGAAUCAGUUUGAGCCUAAACCGUCCAUGAAACAUUACAGGAAGAUCAUCGACAACAAUGGUUUCCUGGACUCGGAUGCCCUGGGAAGGUUUUGUCCGGAAGAAUACACCGUGUGCGCCGAGUGCAGCCUUCCUCACUCCCGGAAGUCUUUAUUGGCCUUCAUCGCUUUUCUAUUUUUUGUUCUUAUUAUUUCUCUUUCUCUUAUUUUUUACUACUCUAAGAAAGGCAGGAGAAAUUAUAAAUAGUGUGAAUGUUUUGUGAUCCAUUUGUUUUGAAAUAAUUAUGCACACACAUCAGCUUUGAGUGAUUUUAUACCUGUCAGUGUUGUGAAUCUCAUUUUCAUACACCUUUUUGUCACAUAUGACAGAGGUUUUGAAACAGGUAUAGGCUGAUGAUCAAAUAUCGAUAAAAUGAGCAGUGCCUGAAUUUGUUCUCUUUUUGGGUGAUUGAGAAAUUGACAGGCACCAUAAUUUCCCCCUUUAAGGAAAGCAGGAAAAUGGAAAUCCUAACCAAUGCUGAUUGGAUAGAAAUGUAAAGGAACGAUUAGGAAUAUUUUGUCUAAGCCCAUUUUUAAAUUUCUUUUUUUAAAGAGUAAUAAUCCCUCAAUUGCCAUGACAACAUCUAAUGCUAAUGUCUUUACCUCACUCCAUUUCUCAUGUUGGAGAUGGCAGAAUGGUUUGGGGGGGGGGGGCUUAGGCUAAAGCAUUGCUUUAAACACUGCUAAUAUGAACUUACGUGUCUUGUUAACUAUGUAUGCAGAAAGCAGAGUAUGGAGCUCUUUAUUUUAUAUGAAUAAGUGUCCUUGAUGGCUUUCUGUUACUUGGCUCGUUGAAAGCCUGCACAUUGGAGACAUUUGAUAAAUGUUGGCAAAACAUCAGGGUGAGUCAUGAGUCUCUUCAGGAAGCAGAAGUCCACUGUGAAAUGCAGUCACUCCAGCAGCUCUAGAAGAAGGGAGGAGAAUGUUGUUUGUAUGAGCAGCAUAAGCAAUUUGGCUAUACAUCCUUUUACUUUAUUUUAUCUUAUUUUAGACACACACACACACACACAACACACACACACACACACACACACACACACAGAGAGAGAGAGAGAGAGAGAGAGAGAGAGAGAGAGAGA